GCUCCCCGGCGGCCCGGGCUCCGGUGUGACGGAUUUGGGAAGGCCGGGUGCGGGGAGCGAGGGAGCCAGCGUGGGUGGCCUCACAGCCUCUCCGCGGAGCCUUCAAACCCUUUGGCCGGGCCUGCGGGAGAGUCGGCGGAGCUGGCCUCCGCUUUGCUCGGACCCGGCGUCGCAGCGCCUUCCCCAUCCUGUUGGUGGGAGAGGGGUUCUCCGUCCCACCCCAGCCAGAGUGAGAGGGGAUGAGGAGACAGACUUUCGAUCCGGGAAACAGUCUCUUGUUUACAAUUGCUCUACCCGGAAGAGAGCUGCAGUCAAUGGGAGUGUCAGCAAGCUAGACGUCCUACAUCAGAAUCUGCAGCGCUUAGUUCUGUGCCGGGAGGGGAUUCUUCCCGCUUGGGAAUCGGAGUGUGACCCUGCUGCCGGAAAGCCUGCAGAGUUACGGGUUGUGCAGCCAAACAGGAAAAGGUGUACCUUUCUAGAGCCACCCUGUUGCUGUCUUGCACCCUCAGAAAAGAUGUGGAGUGGGCUGCUACCUCCUGGCCUAAAUGAAAGUGAUGUUGAGUUGAAUUCUGAUGAUGAAGCCACAGUAGAGAGCUCUGAACUGAACUUACAGGAAGGUAAAGAAGAUGGGACCAUUACAAACACAGAGAUCUCAGAUAUCCCUACAGAUGGACCAAAAACUGAAGCAGAGGCAAAUGUAAAUGCAUAUGAAGAGUGUCCCUCUGGAAUUCCCUUAAAUAUGUGGAAUAAAUUUCAAGAACUGCAUACAAAACAUUCUGAACAGAAAACCUCAACUUCAAGAUCCAGAAAGAAAAAAAGAAAACGCUCCAGAAAAGGUAAAUUGAAGAAUGAAGAAGAAUCUCAAAGUGAACAGUCCUCAAGUGAAACCCAGUGGAAGGAGCUUACUCAGUAUUUUGGAGUCAACGAUAGGUUUGACCCCCCUGUUAAAAGGAAAAAAAUUGAAAAGUCGGGCCUUGAAAAGAGCAUAGACCAGGCUGUGGAAGAGUGGAACGUUGAGCAGGCUGAGGAGCUCAGCAAUCAGCUAGCUACUCGAGAGCCCAGAGCAAAGAAACUGGAUGUCUGUCAGCCUGUGCAGCCUUAUCGGGGUAAAUUCCUGUCUGGCCUACUGAAAUGCUGAAAGCGCUUCAAGAUCUUCAUGCACGGCCCUCGUGGACCCUCGAGGGGCCUUAGUGUGGGAAGGAGUUCCAUCUGAGAGACUGGGCGGCUGGUGCAGCUGGGAUAAAGGUCUGUGGGAGGUUAGG
Messenger RNA from Eubalaena glacialis (North Atlantic right whale), 1262 nucleotides. RefSeq names its product family with sequence similarity 204 member A (gene FAM204A). The record is from RefSeq and is a predicted model, not a curated record. Bases 515 to 1138 code for a protein of 207 amino acids. NCBI's taxonomy places the organism in Eukaryota, Metazoa, Chordata, Mammalia, Artiodactyla, Balaenidae. The transcript has 7 exons.